Molecule: messenger RNA, 4130 nt
Organism: Anarrhichthys ocellatus (wolf-eel)
Lineage: Eukaryota; Metazoa; Chordata; Actinopteri; Perciformes; Anarhichadidae
Gene: nexn
Product: nexilin (F actin binding protein)
Exons: 13
Coding region: 600-3245 (881 amino acids)
Biological process (GO): mitochondrial fusion
Source: RefSeq, a predicted model, not a curated record
GUCGUACCACACAAUUCAAGACAAUUAUAACUAAGUAAUACAAAAACAGGAAAUGACAAACGCACGACAAAGCAUGGCAGGUAGGUGAGGAACAACAAAAGCAUGGGAUAGCCUAUUUGAAUGACACUUGAUUCUGCCUAAAAUUUAGGCUCCUGCCCCAAGUUAACCAUUAAAACACAAUAAUAAUACCUACGUCUCCGUGCAAAACUGUCAGGGAUUUUUUAAGGACAAUUAUUAACAGUAUGUAUGCAGCUGCGACUGCAAAUGAUCUCCAUGAGACUGUGUGGGGGUGUGCGCGCGCGCGCACGCACGCACGCACGAGGCAACAGCUGAACCUGCGGCAGCCGCGCACGGAAUGCAGUAUCCGGUUAGAAAGUAACGGUACUUUUAUGGAAACGUCUCACCUACACGCAACCAGCAGCCAGUCGAGUUGGGGGACCCGGUGGUCGCAUCUCGGAUUGUCCUAAGUUUCACUUCUUCUGGUUUCUGUCGAAGCAAAGGAUUUUUUUUCAAAAGUCAAAAACAAGAGGACGUCAGCAAGCUAAAGAGGUAACAUUGGAUCAGAACCUGUUUGUCAACUUUGUCAUUGUGGUACAAAAAUGACUGAGGUGGCGCAGGUUGCGGCUGUAGUCGCCCACGACAUUGAUGAUGUCACAAACGACAGUGAACUCAACAUGAGCGAUGCGGAAAACAAGGAAGACGACACGACCCACGAGGAAGAUGACGUGGCGGUCGAUGAAGACAACGCAGCUGAGGAGAAAAACGAGGAGACGUCACAAAUAGAAGACAAGGAGCCUUGCCACAUAAACGAUGAAGAAAGUAAUGAGACUGACAAGACACGCAUGAACGGUGUGAAUCAUAAAGAAAACACGGCCGAUGAGGAAAAUGAAAGCUCAGAAGCUGUUAAUGGUGUAGAACAGGACACAGAGACAAAGGAGGAUGCAGACCCUGACACACAUAAAGACCAGAGUAUUUCUGAUGUGACACUCAAGAAAGAGAGACUCCUCCGAUCCAGAAAGCUGGUGGCCAGAAGCUACGUGCCAAACUUGAACAAAGAAAAGGGGGACGUGACGGGCAAGUUUGAGGCCAUGCAGAAGGCCAGAGAGGAGCGCAGCAGGCAGAGGAACCAAAACGAGCAGCACAAGAGGAAGGAGCAAUACAUCAAGGAGAGAGAGUGGAGUCGCAGGAAGCAGCAGAUAAAAGAGCUGCUCGCUUCCAGUGAUGAGGAAGAAGAGGUGAAGCCAGCAAAGGUAGAAAAAUCCUACGUUCCUAAAAUCACAGGUAGUGUGAAGGGGAAGUUUGCCGAAAUGGAAAAACAAAGACAACAAGGGGAAAGGAAGAAAAUGGAAGGAGAGAGGAAGAAGAGGGAAACCCAGGACAACAUGGAAAAAGCCAAAAUAAAGAAAGAGUUGGCUCAGAAAGCAGCUGAGGAUGGAGAUGACACAAUCCUGAUACGGGUGGUUCCAGGAAAGUCAUCUCAACCUCCAGGCAGAAUCAAGGUGAACUUUGAGGACAUGGAGAAGAAUCGAGAGGAUGAAGUGAAGAAGAAGGUGGAGGAAGAGAAGAAGAGACGGUACGAUGAACACAGAGUGUCCUUCAGGGAUGCCAAGCGGCGCUCGGUUGUUGAACAGGAUGAAGAGGAGAAGCCUUCAGAGAGGGUGCAGGUGACUCCUGGAAAGCUGAAGAUGACAUUUGAGGAGUUGGAGAAGGAGAGACAGGAGCACAGGAAGAAGCAGGCUGAGGAGGAAGCAAAGCGCCGCCUGCUAGACGAGAAGAAAGCUUUCGAGGAGGCCAGGCUGGGAAUGGUGAAGCCAACUUCAAAACAAAACAUUAAUUUCAAUGAAAUGUUGUAUAAUUAUAAUACUUUGUUUGUGUGUUAUCAGGGAGAAGAUGAGGAGGGCACUCAGCCAGCUCAGGAAGACAAGGAGGAGUUCCGACCUGGAAAACUGAGGCUGAGCUUUGAAGAGGUGGAAAGGCAGAGGGUAGAAGAAGAGCGCAAGAAAGCAGAGGAGGAGUACAAGAGACGAAUGGAGGGGGAGAGAAGAGCUUUCGCUGAAGCCAGGAAGAGCAUGCUUGUGGAUGAGGAUGACGAGGUGCUGAUGGCCUUACUGAACCUGGAGGGCAGUGAGCCUGGGAAGAUAUGCGCCAGUUUUGAGGACCUGAAACGCCAGAGAAGAGAGGAGGAUCAGAAGAAGGCCGAGGAGGAUGCCAAGAAGAGACUGGAAGACGAGAAGAGGCACUUUGCUGAGGCCCGCAAGAGCAUGGUGCUAGAUGAGGAAGGAGAGAUGGUGAAGAGUGAAUCUCAGGAAGCACUGCACCCCAGAAAACUGGAGAUGAACUUUGAAGAGCUACUGAAAGAGAAGGAGGAAGCUGAGAGGAGACGCAAGGCAGAGGAACGCAAAAAGAAAAUGGAGCAAGAGAAGCAGGAAUUUGAACAACUCAGACAAGAGAUGGGCAUGGAUGAAGUGAAUGAAAGCUCAGAUGUUGUUAGCAAAGAGUAUGAAGAACUGACCAAACUCAAGAGGACCGGCUCCAUCCAAGCCAAGAACCUCAAGUCCAAAUUUGAGAAGAUCAAGCAGCUGACUGAAGAGGACAUUCAGAAAAAGAUUGACAUGGAGAGAGCACGGAGGAAGGCCGUUGAUGAUGAAAUUAAAGAGAGAGAAACUGAGCGGUUCCAGGAGGAGGAUGGGGAAGGAGAAACAACUCCAGCAAAGGUCGACGAGUCACCGUUCAAACAGAAGGUGGAUAUGAAAGCCAGAUUUCAACAAAUGGCUAAAGCCAGAGAGGACGAGGAGAGGAGGAGGAUAGAGGAGCAGAAGCUGCAGAGGAUGCAGUUUGAGCAGCAAGAGAUUGAUGCUGCCCUCCAAAAAAAGGACGAUGAUGUGGAGGACGAGGGUAGCAUCAUCAACGGCUCUGCAGCCUAUGAAGAUGAGGAGGACCACGCCAGAUCGGGGGCUCCGUGGUUUAAAAAGCCCCUUAAAAAUCAAUCCGUGGUGGACUCGGAGCCAGUUCGGUUCACCGUUAAGAUCACAGGGGAGCCCAAGCCGGAGGUGACCUGGUGGUUUGAGGGAGAGAUGCUCCAGGACUGUGAGGACUAUCAGUAUAUAGAGAGAGGGGAGACGUCCUGCCUCUACCUGCCGGAGACCUUCCCAGAGGACGAGGGAGAGUACAUGUGCAAGGCUGUGAACAGCAGAGGCACAGCAGCGAGUACCUGCAUCCUCGCAAUAGAAACCUAUGACUACUGAUGCCCUUCCAUGUUCUGGAAACUUUCCCUGUUGUCUCUCACUCCUUUUGUAAAACUUCAUCCCUCGUGGUAUGGUCAAACAGCAGAGGGAGGAAAAUAGCAGUAUGCUUGGCAUUCCUAAGGGAGGGAUACACAACACACACAGAAAUUGCAACAUGUUGUUUACGUUUGUAAAGCUGCACUCCCCGUAGAGUAGGAUGAUACUUGUGCCAAAAACAGACACGAUUCUUGUUCCCAUGCCAAGGGUUAUCUUUGCUGCGAGGCCCUUAUGACAUUUGUGAUACCAGCAAUUUUUAAGUAUCAUAGUACUGUAUUGUAAAUAUCACACUUUUUAGUCCAUACAUGGAAAACAUUAUGGUUGAGGCAUUGAAAUGUAAAUGGUAAGAUGUUCUUGUGUACUUAUCUUAAAUAACAAGGUACAGGAAUAUCAGUAAAACAUCUUGCUUCAGUAUUUUACUACUGCUCCACAACAGUUUUCUGUACUCUGCCAUAUUAGUAAAUGGUGUUGUGAUACUUGCCUGGUAUUAUAUCAAGGAGUAACGUCACUUAAUUGGAAAUUCACAGUGAAAGGUGUGUUGACAAUGAUAUUGCAGGAACAAAACAAUUUGCAUGUACAUCCCGUCUUUCAAGGAAACUCUUUAGGCCAAGAUUAAAUGUUUUUAAACUGCAGCAUCUAAAAAAACAUUAAUAUGUUGAUUUUUCAUGUUCGAACCCUCCUUUUUUCUUUUUGAGUUAAAUGUAAUACUAUUGAUACAACUGUCAUAAUUCAGUUGACAAUAGGUAACUGUUUUAUGCUUUGAUAAUGGAAAAAUAAACAUAGGCUAGCCUGAAAGUUUGUCAUAUAUUAUAAAUAAAAAUGUUUUAAUAAAGUGAAAGAAAAUCGACA